This is a messenger RNA of Cyprinus carpio (common carp), 3053 nucleotides long. Its product is annotated as carbohydrate sulfotransferase 12a. NCBI's taxonomy places the organism in Eukaryota, Metazoa, Chordata, Actinopteri, Cypriniformes, Cyprinidae. Gene Ontology annotation, molecular function: sulfotransferase activity. Gene Ontology annotation, biological process: carbohydrate biosynthetic process; proteoglycan biosynthetic process. The record is from RefSeq and is a predicted model, not a curated record. Gene Ontology annotation, cellular component: membrane.
CUUUCAGUAUGUGGUCUUUUUCCUCUUUAAAAUGUACAUCUUAGUAAGCUUGGAGGUCUGGUAGAGCAUGCACUCUAUAAAGGUCUGUAAAAACAAAGCGAGAGUCUGUGCGAUUCGGCAGCAGGGUCUUGCGCACACUUGGAAAUCUCGCGACAGCUGCGCGCGCGGAGCACUAAAGCGCUGCUGUGUCAACACCCCGCGCGCACACAUCCCUCCUCAGCCUGCCGAGAAAUUCACUCUUCUACGAUGAGACUAUGAUGAAUGCAGUCUUUGCUGUCGAUUGUGUAAUGGAGUUGAGGUGAGAAUGGCACUUUAUCAGUCAAAAUCAGCCAAAAUGGGAAAGUCGAGACUGUUCCGCAUUUUUAUGAUUGUGGGCGCCAUCUUCAUGAUCCUUCUUAUAAUCAUAUACUGGGAUGAUGUGGGAGCCUCAAAUUUUUACCUGCACACAACCAUCUCCGGGCCCCAUCCGUCACGCCUCUCUCCACAGAGCCGUCAUGACCCAGAAAAGAAGGUAGAGGAAGACAAAGAGGGCUCGUUUUUGACGGACAUUGAUGCUUUUGUCAACCAGUUUUUAGAAGGAACUGCAGACCCCACGGAACAGGUGAGAGGUGAACCGCCCCCUGGAGACCCCCACAAUCAGUCCUCUGAGAAAUCAGAGGAGAAAUUUGUCCCAAGACGAGAGUGGAAGAUCCAUCUGACGCCAAUUGACCCUGAGAAAAAACAAAGGCAGGAGAGUAGAAAGCAGCUGAUCCAAGAUGUGUGCGGUAACAAAAGUUACCUUGACUUCCCCGGAAAGAACAGGAGUUUUGACGACAUACCCAAUAAAGAGUUGGAUCACCUCAUCGUGGACGACAGGCAUGGGAUCAUUUACUGUUACGUUCCCAAGGUGGCCUGCACAAACUGGAAGCGCAUCAUGAUCGUACUGAGCGAGAGCCUGUUAUUGGAUGGCGUGCCCUACCAAGACCCUCUGGAUGUUCCUCAGGAGCUCAUCCAUAACAGUAGCCUGCACUUCACCUUCAACAAGUUCUGGAAGCGCUAUGGAAAGUUCUCACGGCACCUCAUGAAAAUCAAGCUCAAGAAAUACACCAAGUUUUUGUUCGUCAGGGAUCCUUUCGUGCGACUGAUCUCUGCCUAUCGCAACAAAUUCGAACAAGAGAACGAGGACUUCUACAAAAGAUUCGCAGUCAUCAUGUUGAGAAAAUACAGCAAUUACACGGAUCCGCCGGCAUCGGUCGUGGACGCUUUCGCUGCUGGGAUUCGACCGUCUUUCUCCAAUUUCGUUCAGUAUUUAUUGGAUCCUAACACUGAGAAAGAGAUGCCUUUCAACGAGCAUUGGAGACAAAUGUACCGUCUGUGCCAUCCCUGCCAGAUAAAUUAUGACUUCGUGGGGAAGCUGGAGACCUUGGAUGAGGACGCUGAGCAUUUGUUGCGGAUUCUCCGCGUAGACAAUGUCGUCGAGUUCCCACAAAGUCAUCGCAACCAAACGGUCAGCAGUUGGGAGCAGGACUGGUUCGCCAACAUACCGUUGGAGUCCAGAAAAGAGCUGUAUAGGCUGUAUGAAGCUGACUUUAAAUUGUUUGGAUAUUCCAAACCAGAGAAGCUGGUACAUGAGUGAUAUGCUGAGCGCCAACUUUACUGCGGUGCUGACAGCACAGCACAAAAAAACAGGGCAAUAGGAGUUCCUGCUGCUUGGUUCUUAAUGUGCGGCUCUUUCACGUGAUGCUGUUUAUAAAGGCCCUUUCACAUGACCGGCGUCCAGAUGUUUGGCUAGUUCACAUGGUCCAGUAGGUAGAUACCGUGAUUGAAUCAUCUGCUUCCAAAAAGCAUCUUUCUCCAUUGACAGCUAAAAGUACGGCACCCACAGAUGACAUCAGUAGAAAAAAAAAUGAAGAAUUUGUUUCCACAACUUAAUUUGUUCCCUCAUUUAGUUAAAUUGUGGCCAUGUUCUACUAAUUUGUUCCCUUGUUCAAUUGUGGCCAGGACUGAACUAAUUUAAAAUGAGGGAAGGAAUUAGUUAGCCACGACUGAACUCAAACAAGUGAACAAAUUAAUACAUGGCCACGAUUUAGCUGAAUUAAAAUGAGUGAAUAAUUUAAUACAAAGUGGCCACAAUUCAAAAAUAAAAUAAGUGAGUGAAUUAGGAGACCAUGGCCGUGAUUUAAAUGAAAUGAGGGAACGAAUGAGUACAACUUGGCCACAAAUUAAUAAGUUGAGGGAACGAUUUUCUUACGUUGUGGCCAUAGAUAUCUAUUUUUGAUUCGCAAAUAUUAUAGUUGAUGUUUUAGCAGCACCUGUUUUUUUCUUCUUCUUCUGAAUUUAUAUUUUGAGUGCUCUUAAAAGCAUAAUAUGGACAUGGUUAUUUAAUUUUUUUUCCCUUUGCUGCUGCCUUUUUCCUCAGAGCUCAUGAUGGACACUAGAAAAGGGUUUGAUGCAGUCAGCUAAUCGGCAUUGCCAUGAUCUUACAGCUCAGGUAAUUGGCCAAAAACAUGCUGAAAGUAAAGAUGAUCAAUAAUUCAUGGAAAAAGCAUGAAAAGCAUUGCUGACUGUGUCACUGGCACUUUGAAUAGAUCAGUGAUAAAUGGUGCAGCAAACUUAAUUUUGGUGUUGCGAUAGCAUUUACUCUGUCCUGAGGGUAAUGUUGAGUCAUGUGAAAGAGCCUUUAGGCCUUUGUGGAGCUUGUGGGCAUUGAAAGUAAUACUGUAGUGAAUUCACAUUCCUUGAUUUUGAUGGUUACCUUCUCAAAGAAGCCUGCACAAUUUUUUCUUUUAAUAUAUAUUCUUAACAGUAUUUUAGAAACAAACUCAUCACCUCAUUAGUAUUAUUCUUAUAAUGUGGAUGGAUGUGAUAAUUCCCAGCAAGAGACCUUUGUCCCUCAAGUUGUAUAGCUAUAUGUUUUACCCAAAGAACCACCAAACUAAAAUAUCACAAGACAUUAGGGAUGUAACGAUUCACUCAACUCACGAUUCGAUAAUUUUUUUUACAAAAUUAUAUUUAAGACAAGUUAUGAAUUAAAUGUGUCCUUUUAUUAUUGCUUGGGCAAAAUGCUGUACAUU